UUUGAUGACGGGUUGGCUACAUUACCUUAGCAUUUUUAUAUUAAUCGUGUUUUGAAUUAAAUAAAACAUGGCCACGGCAGAAACUCAAAUUAGUGUAAAUACAAAUUUGCAGAAGCAGGACCUUAGUAAUUUGGAAAUCAGUAACUUAACACCCCUCUCGCCGGAAGUCAUCUCGCGCCAGGCCACAAUCAACAUUGGAACCAUUGGCCAUGUAGCGCACGGCAAAUCAACUGUUGUUAAAGCCAUAUCUGGGGUGCAGACGGUCCGUUUUAAAAAUGAAUUGGAGCGCAAUAUUACGAUUAAACUCGAACGCUUAAGCCAAAAGAAAAUAGAAAAGCUGUUACAAUCGAAGCGCCUGCGGAGAAAAUACGAAACGCAGCAACUACAGCAUAUCAAGCGAUUGAGAGAGAACCGACUGCUUCGUGCAAAAGCAAAUAACCUAAAGCUCGUAUUAAGGGAACCAAUCAUGGAAUUUUCUUCAAAUCACACUAAAACCAUGGAGCGAGAACUGAGAGCAAGACGCAGCACUAGUCAAACGUCAUUGAGUCCCAGUCACAGCAGUGGGUACGGCAGCGUCCUUGGAUGUGAUGAAAACGAUGCUUUACCAGCAUUCAAAAGUAUUGGUGAUAGCACCUCGAACAAACGGCGGCGUAGCACUUUAAAUCUGCAAGUGCCCUACUCUAAGCGCAGUAAGAACAAUAACGGUGAAAUUAAGAAACCACCGAAAGGCGAAUACAUUGUCGAAUCAAUAGAAUGUGUAGAAUCCGUUAAUGCCCAGCCUGUUUUCUUUGUCAAAUGGCUAGGCUAUAGCACUGAUGCCAACACUUGGGAAUCGUAUCAGAAUCUAGUUGAUUGCCAACAAAUGGAGCAGUUUGUUGAAGAUAAACUUCAUUAUUAUGAAAAACAUGUUGCACAAGUCACCACCGAAUUGGAAUCCCAACUGAAUGACGAAGCUCCUAUUUGUGAACCAUCCAAAUUGGAUGCCUAUGAUCCCUUAGAGUUGCAAUUAGAUAUUGUAUUGUUGGCCCAAUUUCGAGCCGCAAGUAGCCGCAGCCAGGUAGAAGUUCAAAAGAUAAGAGAUCGUGCCAGUUAUCGCAUGCGCCUGCAGCGUGGUUCCUACGAUCGAAAAAAGCAGAUCCUGGCACUGCGACAAUUUGAGAAUCGCAUGAAUGACGUCGAAGGGUCGGCACCGCCCAUUCGUGUGGAGAACAAUGUCGAUCUGGACACUAUUGAUAGCAACUUCAUUUACAUUCACGAGAGCAUCAUUGGCAAAGAUGUUCCAACGCCCUCUAUUGGUUUGCUAGGCUGUAAAUGUGAGACUGGGGAGGAUGGCGCCCAAUGCGCACCGAUGACACGGUGUUGCGCACGCCUGGCCGGAGAACUUUUCGCUUAUGAGAAGUCCACGCGACGAUUGCGCCUGCAACCUGGUAGUGCCAUCUACGAAUGCAAUAGUCGCUGCUCCUGCGAUGCCAGUUGCGCCAAUCGUCUUGUGCAGAACGGACGCAAAAUAGAAUUAGUACUCUUCAAGACAUCAAAUGGGCGUGGCUGGGGUGUCCGUACGCCACAAGCCUUACGAAAGGGAGAGUUCGUGUGCGAGUAUGUAGGCGAGAUUAUCACCACUGAAGAGGCAAACGAGCGUGGCAAAGCCUAUGACGACAAAGGCCGCACAUAUCUCUUUGAUUUGGACUAUAACACGGCGGCAGAGAGCGAGUAUACCAUUGAUGCAGCAGCCUAUGGCAAUGUAUCGCAUUUCAUCAACCAUUCAUGUGAUCCUAACCUAGCCGUUUUUCCUUGCUGGAUUGAACAUUUGAAUGUUUCGCUUCCACAUCUCGUCUUUUUCACGCUGCGCCCCAUUAAAGCAGGCGAGGAGUUGUGUUUUGACUAUAUACGUGCCGAUAGUGAAGCCGCGCCGUAUGAGAAUCUGAACACAGAGGCUCGAGUCGAAUGUCGUUGUGAGGCAGCCAACUGUCGGAAGGUGUUAUUUUAAACUGCAUGGGCUGACUUUUUUUUUUUUUAAUUAAUUUUUUGUAUAUAUAGUAACUUGUUUUCUGCCUUACACAAGUAAUUGGCGGCAAAUCAUAACCGCAAUAGGUAUUUGAAACACAGAACUCAUAAAAAUUGGGCUGUAGAAGGGCGAAAGUUGUGCCUAAAUACUUAUGAAAUCGCAGAUGCGAAGGUUAAUAAAUUUCUACUUAUACUUAAAAACGAUAUGAACAAGCAAGCUCUUGUUAAAGCUUUUGCAAAGAUCUAUGUAUGUGUAAUUCACUUUAAUGAAAGACCUCAACUGUUAAAUGGACUCUUAUUGUGUUUUUAGCAAAACCAAACUAAUUUCUAUAAUUUAUUGAAGUUUUAGCCGUUAACCACUUUGGCAAUAAUUAUGUUAAGCAAUAUGUAGCACAUAUGCAUGCAAU
Molecule: messenger RNA, 2411 nt
Organism: Scaptodrosophila lebanonensis
Lineage: Eukaryota; Metazoa; Arthropoda; Insecta; Diptera; Drosophilidae
Product: eukaryotic translation initiation factor 2 subunit 3
Exons: 3
Coding region: 68-1987 (639 amino acids)
Biological process (GO): positive regulation of translational fidelity; formation of translation preinitiation complex
Cellular component (GO): nucleus; eukaryotic translation initiation factor 2 complex; cytosol
Molecular function (GO): histone H3K9 methyltransferase activity; GTP binding; translation initiation factor activity
Source: RefSeq, a predicted model, not a curated record